AUGGCACUUCCACCACAUGAUAGAAGACAAUUCUACCUUUUGGUGAUAUUGUACCUAUUGCAGGGGAUUCCCGUAGGGUUGACCUUUGGGACCAUACCGUUUAUACUCAAGUCGUCCCAGAGACAAACAUCAUAUGUGACUAUAGGACUCUUCUCAAUGGCAACAUAUCCGUACUCUUUUAAGAUCUUAUGGUCCCCCAUUGUGGACUCAUUAUAUUCGAGCAAAAUAGGACGUCGGAGAUCGUGGAUAAUUCCAGUGCAAUUCGUAACAGGUUUAACGCUAAUUGCACUCGGUUAUUGUAUAUCCAAGGACAUGAUAUUACCAAAGGACGUGUCCAAAGUAGAUAUGACCGCACUUACGUCGGUCUUUCUAUUCUUGGUUAUUCUUUGUUCAACACAGGAUAUUGCUGUGGAUGGUUGGGCAUUGAACAUUUUAAGCAAAGAAAGUCUGAGUUAUGCAUCCACGGCCCAAACCAUUGGGUUGAACAUCGGCUAUUUCAUGAGUUUUACAAUAUUCUUAAGCUUGAGCAGCAACGAAUUUAUGCAAAAGUAUUUCCACAGAGAUGCGCUCUUUGAAUUGUCUUCGUACUUGGUAUUUACAGGGCUGCUAUACAUUGUUAUAACUGUGUAUGUGAUCCUAUUCACCAGGGAGAACGUUCCCAUGGAAGAGCUCGCCUACAGGAAGAAGGAUGAUGACGAGGAAAAGGUCGAGUAUCAGAAGGACGAACAAGGCACGGCCGAGAGUCACGACUUGCUAAACGUAUACAGGCUAUUUAUCCGCGUUUUGAAGUUGCCCAGCGUACAGACCUUAUCCAUCGUGCACUUGAUUUCUAAGUUUGCGUUCCAGUGCAACGAUGCUGCAACCAACUUGAAGUUGUUGGAGAAAGGCUUGAAACGAGAAGACCUAGCGAUCACCGUGUUGAUCAAUUUCCCAUUUGAGCUUCUCUUCGGCUUUUACGUCGCCAAGCUUUCGCGCACAGGCAACACAUUCAACAACAAAAUCAUCAGGGCCAUCGCGGGGGACUCCGGAGUACUAACUGCGUGGAUGAUCGGUUACCUUGGCAGGCUAUUCUCUGCGAUCCUAGGCAGCAUUGUCGUCUAUUUGUUCCCCGAGGACGAAAAAGCCAUGAGCAAGUCGUUCUUCCUACUUAUCCUAUUCCAACACCUACUGGGUUCCUUCAUGAACACCUUCCAGUUCGUCAGCAUGUCCGCAUUCCAUACCCAAAUCGCAGACCCUGUCAUCGGGGGCACCUACAUGACCCUACUCAACACAUUGAGUAACCUUGGGGGAACAUGGCCCAGACUAAUAAUCAUGACCAUGAUCGACAAGCUAUCUACUACAGAAUGUUCCGGAAUAACACUAAAACAAGGCACCCAUCUCACUCCAAAACAAUGCAUCGACAUGGGCGCACGUCUCGUCAACACAAGGGACGGAUACUACACUACAAACCUAUUCUGCAUCGUUUCAGGCAUCUUCCUCUACACCCUAUAUCUCAGACCGGUUGCAGCAAAGCUCUGCAAGGUUCCUCUCGAGAACUGGAGGGUUUCGAGGUAA
Molecule: messenger RNA, 1554 nt
Organism: Kluyveromyces marxianus DMKU3-1042
Lineage: Eukaryota; Fungi; Ascomycota; Saccharomycetes; Saccharomycetales; Saccharomycetaceae
Exons: 1
Coding region: 1-1554 (517 amino acids)
Cellular component (GO): membrane
Molecular function (GO): acetyl-CoA transmembrane transporter activity
Source: RefSeq, a predicted model, not a curated record